Myxocyprinus asiaticus (Chinese sucker) is the source of this 5914-nucleotide messenger RNA. RefSeq names its product cytospin-A-like. Bases 200 to 3592 code for a protein of 1130 amino acids. Gene Ontology annotation, cellular component: filamentous actin; microtubule organizing center. Gene Ontology annotation, molecular function: protein binding. Lineage: Eukaryota; Metazoa; Chordata; Actinopteri; Cypriniformes; Catostomidae. The record is from RefSeq and is a predicted model, not a curated record. The transcript has 16 exons. Gene Ontology annotation, biological process: actin cytoskeleton organization.
AACACUAGCAUCACUUAGCUGCUGGGGAGUCGGACAAUCUGAGAUAAUAAAUAAAUAAAAAAUAAAAAAAGUAAAGAAUUCAGAGCUGUUCAUUUUCUGCAAUGAAUACGUCAGCUAAUGUCGAUUCGGAUACACAUUAAGAAGUUCUCCGAGGAGCGCAAGAUUACACUGUAAAUGUAUCAAGAACUUGGAACCAAGCAUGAAAAAGGCGACCAAGCCCACGGCCGCCGGCUCCAGAACCUCAGCGGGCACUAAAGCCCCGGUCAGAUCAGAGGGAAGCAACAUUAUGGGCACAGGUAGCAAGAUGGCAAACAAAACCCAGAGUUCAGCCCCACUAUCUAAGGCAAAGAGCAAUGAUGAUCUCCCAGCGGUGAGUGCAGGAAGUGGAGGAGUAUCCAUUAGCAACAGUAACACUACAGCCAGAAACAAGAGAGGAACCUCUAAUCAGAGCACCAGCAGCACAGAGACCAAGGCCAAGACCAGUUUAGGUCUAUCAGGAAGGCGUGGAAUGUCCUCUGCAGCCAAGGAUCCAGGCACGACCCGAGAGAAUUUGCAAGAAUGUUCCAGAGCCAGUGCUGCUAAAAAGCUUGCCGGACCCACUGAUGCCAUGUCUCAGAAGAAAUCUCGAUGCCGAACAGUAGGCGACUCUGAGUCUCGGAUGAGUAAAUCUCGCUCAGACAGCCAGAUUAGACAAAAAGCAGUUCUUGAGUGUAAAGUGAAGGACCUGCAAGGCUUAGCCAAGAUCAAAGACUUGGAGAUCCUGCACCUGCGCUCUGAACUUCGGGGUAUGAGAGCCCAGCUAGGUCUGGAAGACCUUGGGGCUCCUGAUCCAGAAGAAGGAUCUGAAGAAACCAAGCAACCACAGGAGAAGGAGGUUUCUCCUGUUAUCAGUGCUGCAGAUGUGGAGUCCACACUCCUCCUACUUCAAGACCAGAACCAGGGCAUUUGUGAUGAGCUCAACAUGUUGAAGAGUGAAAACCGCAUGUUAAAGGAUCGCCUAAAUGCUCUCGGCUUCUCACUUGAGCACCGACUUGACAGCCCUGACAAAGGCCUGUGCUGCCCUUCCCUUAGUCCUGAGCCUGUUGCAGGUGGUGGCCGCAUUAGCACCAGGGGGGGUCUCUGCGAAGGCGGAGGGGGUGGCAUGCGGACAUCUUCCACUGAAGGCUCUGCCCAAGGAUCUACUGAGGACUUAUUGUCAGAACCAAGACGUGUCGGCUCUCCGGAUGCAGUGGACAGUGAGUGCAGUGAGGUCUACCAGCCCAUCACAUCUAGUGAUGAUGCCCUAGAUGCACCCUCAGGUUGUGGGUCAUCUUCUGAAUCUGAAGGUGGGCCACCGAACAGGGAACAUUCACGCAGGGGUAGCAGUGGGAAAACCAGCGAGGUUUCGGUGGCUUGUCUGACUGAGCGCAUCCACCAGAUGGAGGAGAACCAACACAGCACAGCAGAAGAACUCCAGGCCACCAUACAGGAACUUGCUGACCUGCAACAGAUCACCCAAGAGUUGACUACAGAGAAUGAACGUUUGGGCGAAGAGCGUGCCAUUCUAGUUGACUCCCUUUGUCAGCAAGGCGAGCGUCUUGAACUGUAUGGAAGACAGCUGGACUAUUUCCAUGGCCUGCUUGAUGAGCACCGAGUGGCCUACACCAAGGAUGACGAAGAUGCCAAAAGUGUGCGAUACGUGGAGCUGGAAAGACGCUACGCAGAGCUCAACGAGGACUCACAUUUUGAGAGGGAGCAACUCUUGGGUGUCCAGCAACAGCUCAGCAGUGCGCUCAAGAUGGCAGAACAGGAGAACGCAGAAGCCCAAGGCCUGAUGGCAGCAUUGAAGGAAAGAGUCCAUAUGGCCGAGAGAGCUGUGGAAAUAGAGCGCCGGGAGUGCGCAGCCACCGCAGCAGAGAUGGAAGCUUUGAGGGUGGUGUCUGAAGGAGAGCAGGUGGAGCUAAACCGUUGCAGAUUCCAACUUGAGCAGGAGAGGCAGAGAGUGGCCCAGCUCCUCUCCAUUCACAAUGCAGGGGAUAAGAGUGACAUAAGGCACCUGCUGGACAGCGAGAGAUUAGACAAGGAGCGAGCAGAGGCCAAAGCAGUUCAGCUACAAGAUGAGCUGGGGCACACGCGCAGUGAAGCUGCCCAGUUGCAGGAAGCAAUUAGCAAGCUGGAGGGUGAGUUCUGGGCAUUCCGUGAGGACGUCCAGAUGCGGCUAGCUGAUCAGAAACGGCUUCUGGAGCAGCAGUGCUCUGAGCUGGAAAAGAAGGACACCGAGAUCGCAGACAUGAAGGAGACCAUCUUGGAGUUGGAAGAUGAGGUCGAGCAGCAUCGUGCUGUAAAGCUCCACGACAACCUCAUUAUAUCUGACCUAGAGAAUUCCAUCAAAAAGCUUCAUGAUCAGAAAUAUGACAUGGAGAAGGAAAUUAAGGUGCUUCACCGAAAAUUACGGGAGGAAUCGGCUGAGUGGCGGCAGUUCCAGGCUGAUCUGCAAACAGCUGUCAUCAUAGCCAACAACAUCAAGGCGGAGGCUCAGGAGGAGACUGGGGACCUGCGCCGGCGUCUACAGGAAGCUCAAGAGAAAAACGAGAAAAUAAGCAAAGAGUUGGAUGAACUAAAGAACAGAAAGCAGGAAGAGGAGCGUGGUCGUGUAUAUAAUUAUAUGAAUGCCGUGGAAAGAGACCUGGCUGCACUGAGGCAGGGAAUGGGCCUAAGCCGACGCUCCUCCACUUCUUCCGAGCCAUCGCCCACUGUCAAAACACUCAUUAAGAGCUUCGACAGCGCCUCACAAGGACCUGUUCCAGACAGUCCAGCUGCUGCUGUUGCUGCUGCGGCCACUAUCUCUAGAACCCCACUGAGUCCCAGCCCUAUCAAAACCCCUCCAGCUGCUGCGGUCUCUCCCAUGCAGAGACACACCAUCAACUCACCCAAACCUCUUUCCUCAAUGCUGGACAAGAGUCCGAGCUACACAGACCUGAGCAUACCAGACCACCUCCUCCGUACCUCAUCUGUGACGCGCUCUGGCUGUGGCCUCCAGAGGGUGGCAAACAAAGACUCGUCCAAGUCCAUAUCAGUUUCCCACAGAAGCAGUGAAGAAUUAAAGAGGGAUUUGUCGGUCAACGACGCAUCAGCACCCUCGUCUAUCAUCACGAUGGGCUCCUCCUCUCCCCAGCUGUCUUUAUCUUCAAACUCAUCCUCCCCAACUGCCUCUGUCACGCCCACGACACGAGGGCGUUUACGAGAAGAGAAGAAGGACCCUCUAUCAGCUUUAGCCAGAGAAUAUGGAGGAUCCAAGAGAAACGCUCUGCUCAGAUGGUGCCAGAAGAAGACCGAGGGUUAUCAGAAUAUUGACAUCACCAACUUCAGCAGCAGCUGGAAUGAUGGGCUCGCUUUCUGUGCGAUUCUUCACACCUACCUCCCGGCUCAUAUCCCUUACCACGAACUCAAGAGCCAGGACAAGAAGCGAAAUUUCACUUUGGCCUUCCAGGCAGCGGAAAGCGUGGGAAUUAAAUCCACACUGGACAUUGGUGAAAUGGUGCACACAGAAAGACCAGACUGGCAGAGUGUCAUGACCUAUGUGACAGCCAUUUAUAAGUAUUUUGAGACCUGAGGUCUUCUUGAACAGGGCUAUUUCAGCAGCUGCAGUCUUACCUCACUCACUUUUCUUUGCUGUGGGUGCUAAAACUACAUUUCCCAGAAGCCUCAGCUUUGCCAGCAACCUGUAUGAAGCGUUGUCAUCAGUAGUCAUGACAACUUGGCAACUUUUCUCAGAAUUGCUGCAGAAACUGGUCAGAAUCAACUAAGCUUCUCUGAUUGGCAGUACUUACAAGUGGUGUGGGAAGUUUUUGGGAUCAUGAAAGAUCUGCAAGCUCCCAUAGAAGACAGCUGUAUGUUCCCUGUCUAGCUUCACAGUGGACUACGACUUCCUUUAUAAAUGUUGCCAAACUCUAUUUUCAUGAUGAACUGUGGUAUAUUCCAUAGUGCCAUUCGAGCAACAAAAAUGUAUAUCUCAAAAUGGGUUUGCCUUUGAUAGAUGCUUUGUUUUGUCAUAAGGACACCUCUCUGUGGUGUGGCCGUAUUGAAUAAGAUUGGUCUUAGAUAAUAAGUAUUUAUUUAUUCCAAAGAGAGACGCCACAAUAGACUUUGCACACAAUAGACUUUGUGUGUUUUUCUUAGCCUCAAUGAGCUAUAUUUUGUCUUUUUAGUUCUACUCUUAUUUAUUUUAUUUUUUUCCUAGGCUUUUUGUUUUUGGUUUGUUUAUUUUUUAUUUUUUUAUUUUUUGGUGUUUUGUUUGACUAGGCUUUUUUGUUUUGAUCGUUUUUUUUUAUUAUUUAUUUAUUGUUUUUUUUUAAACUAGGUAUUUUUUUUGGUUUUGUUUUACUAGGCUUUUUUGUCAGUUUUUUGUUUUGUUUUGUUUCUUUUCUUUUUUUGUUUUGUUUUUUGUUUUUUUAAAUAGGACAGAGCUCCUUGCUGUUAAACAGUUUUGUUUUCAUACACUAAAUACACUACAAGCCAAUUAUUACUUUAAUACGUAAUCUACUGAAGCUACUUUGUUUUCAAGGAUUGACAGAAGUUCCUUGUCCUCUUGAUGGCCUUGUCCCAUUCGAGUCACUUAAAAUGCUGCAAGGACUUUUUUGUUUGAAAAAAUAAGCAAAGAAGAAAUGCAUGUCUGCUUAUUUUGUAUUUUACAGGAUGCAUUUCAGUGUUUCAGUCCUAUUUGUUUAAGCACUGUACUAAUCCUUAUUUGACACAUAGUGCCAGCUGGGUUAUGGAAGCUUGCUGAUUCAGAUUGGGUUUGUUUUACGGGUGUUAAAGCACAAAUAAAAAAGGCUGAAUGUGUACUCACUAAAAUGAAAUGUGAAACCUCAGACUACAAUCCAACCACACUUGACUCUUGGGUUAUGUUUCUAUCUACAUGCAUUGUUUUAGAUGUACGUCUAUAAGAUAAGCCUCUGCACACAUUAGAAACUUUCAACUGAAGCCUUGCGUGAAAACGGAAAAUGCCUAAAAAGAGCACAAUUUUUGUUAUCUGAAGUGCAAAGGUUAACUUGCUCUGGUGUCUUCAAUGCACUGCCUUCCAUUUUGUGUCUUUUUGCCAUAAGUUCAUUCUUGUAAAGAGAAUUCCAAACAUCCUUGAAAGGAUCAAGUGGGUUACAACAACAUGUAUGCUUAACAUGAUAGCAAUAAUUUGUGUUUAAAAUUAGAUUUAUGUGAACAGCAAAUAAUGUUUAAGAACUGUAAUUUAUUCCAUUUAUGCUGCAAAGAGCUCUGUUGUUUUAAAUGAUGUAUUUUGUUUGAGAAUGCUCUGUAGCACAUUGGUUUGUUUGUAUAUGGAAAUGUGAUAGACAUUGACAUUGAUUGAAUUUCCUACAAAAUGCCAAAAGUGAUAAAUGUUUUUUUGGUGGGGCUUUUCUAGGACCUUUUUGUGAGAUUUUGUGAGUUUUAAUCAUUUUGUUUUGCUACCUAAUCAUCGGAGUGACAACAGAGUUUGAUUUGAACCAAGUCAUGCCCUCAUCAUAUAGCUGUACGUUCCUUUACUGCUUACAGUGAUUCAUAUUUGUAUAAAUUCCUCAUCAACACUACAGAAUAAAUUUGUUUUACAUGAAAGGUACAGAGAACACUGUAUACAUAUUAAAAGGAGUAUUUUAUUUUAUUAUUUUUAUUCUUGUUUUUGUUUUGUUUUGCAAAAUAAUGUGCUUUGAUUGGGAAGAUGGUGAUUUUUUUAAUGAAUGUUUUGUGAAAGCAGUAUUUGUACAAAUUCAGUUUUAGAUUUUCAGUCAAGUCCCAAGUGUGUUGAUGCAUUUGUGAAUGCAGAUUGGAGUUUGUGUAAAUGGGUUUGUGAAAUUGUUUAUCGCCUCAUAAACAAGUUGUAACCCAAAAAUACCCUGAAACCACUCCUGGCCCCCAAUUACCAAUAAACAAUUAAUUUAAC